CGGUUGCGGGGGGCGACGGAGCGACGGCUUCCGGCCGCGGGGCUGUGUUUCGGUUGCAGGCGGCGGCGGCGGCGGCGGCGGUGACGGGGCGGGUACGAGUCAGGACUAUAGUUCAACUCGAUGGGAUAACAUACAGACAUGUUCAGCUUUGAAGGUGAUUUCAAAACACGGCCCAAGGUUUCUCUUGGUGGAGCAAGCAGGAAGGAAGAAAAAGCUUCAUUGUUGCAUCGAACCCAGGAAGAAAGACGAAAGCGAGAGGAAGAAAGACGAAGGCAGAGGAACGCAGUUAUCAUUCAAUCCUUCCUCCGUGGAUAUAGAGACCGAAAAGAGCAACAUUCGAUACAACGAAGUGAAUUUGAUCACUACGUCUCCAUUGCACAAGCAGGCGGACAUUUUCCUAUCAGUGAUGGAUUUAAUUUGACUGUUUUAAUAAGGAAGCUCUUAUUUUUUUACAAACAAAAUAACGAUUUGGAUAGAUUGACAUGGAUGUGUCAAAGUUUGGUUAAACACGGUAGUUUGUAUGUGCAGCAGCUAAUUGAUUCUAAUAAACAAAUAUGUUUAUAUCAAAUAAAGUGCUUAUUGGGUUUAUGUUGCAGAUUACUGAAGAGCUGUAACAAUGAGUCUUUGAAUGUUACUGUGCCUUUGCGGAUGUUGGAGAUUUUUUCCUCAGAAAAAACAUAUUUGCCCGUUAUACAGGAUGUUAACAGUGUAACAUCGAUAGUUGAACAAAUUUUGCACUACAUGGUUCAGAAAGGGUACUAUAAAUCACUUUACAUGCUGAUGAAUCAUAGGCUUCCAUCAAGUUUAGAAUAUUCUGAUGUUUCACGGGCUUCACGUGUUCCACUUGCAAUUACACUGUUAGAGAAUUUUCUGAAGCCACUGCACUUUCAAUAUGCCUCGUGCCCUGAAGGUUCAAGGCAUCAGGUUUUUGCUAUAUUGGCAAAAGAGUUUUUCACUGCACCAUUCACAGACCAGAUCUUCAACUUCCUUGUUCCGGCACUUUCUGCUGCAAGGAUUUCGUUUCCUUAUGUACCUUUCUUAACCGCACUGUUAAUACCGAAGACAACCUCGUCAGUGGGACUCGCUUAUACCAGGGAUAUGGCACCUUGGCUUCUUUACUUCGUUCUUGCUGUUGGAGAACCACAGAUAGCAAUUCUGUCUGAGGAAGGCAUGCUUGUUUAUCUGAGGAUGCUGCAGAUUCUUUUACCACAGUUACCCGUCUCCUUGACUGGGACAAAUGGCAGAGAAAUUGGGAGCGACUCGGAGAACGAAGAGGAGGAGGAGCGUAAGAUGAUAACCAACAAGGGCAAUGGUAGAAUUUCGGUGAAUUUAAUUACUGCCGAGUGUCUCAAGAAGCUGGACACUAAACAACAAACAAAUGCCUUGCUAAACCUGGUUUGGAGGGAAUCUGUAAGUGAAGAUGUUUUCACUAUGAUGGCGUCCAUCUGUCACACACUGAUGGUACAACACAGAAUGAUGGUUCCAAAAAUCAGACUUCUAUACAGUUUGGCAUUCAAUGCAAGAUUCAUGCGACAUCUUUGGAAUUUGAUCACAUCUGUAACAACAAAAAUGAUAACGGGGUCGAUGGUACCUUUGAUUCAUCUGAUCUCACGAGGCUCUCCGAUGUCACUUGAAGACUCUCAUCGGAUCAUACCUCUCUUUUAUCUCUUUAGUUCUCUCUUCAGCCAUUCCCUUAUUUCAAUCCAUGACACCGAAUUCUUUGGAGAGCAAGCUCAAGGAGGUGUGGGCCAACAGCCAGUUACAAUGAUGCCAUUCACUUUAAGAGAGUUGGUAACAUUAUCCCGCUGUCUCCGUGAUGCUUGCCUUGGAAUAAUUCAUUUGGCAUAUCCAGAAACCAAACCAGAGGUUCGUGAAGAGUACAUUGUGGCAUUUAAGAGCAUUGGUGUCCGUACCAAUGCAGAAAUGCAAGAACGAAUCGAGACUGAGAGGAAAAGAUGGAUUCAACUCUUUAAGGUGAUCUCCAAUUUAGUGAAAAUGCUUAAGUCAAGAGACACAAGAAGACAAUUUUGUCCUCCUGAUCACUGGCUUUCUGAUCAAGUUAAUAUCAGAGCUGAUAAGGUCACCCAACUCUAUGUGCCCUCAGCCAGGCAUGUUUGGAGGAUGCGUCGAAUGGGAAGGAUAGGACCAUUGCAGUCAACACUAGAUGUUGGGCAGGAGCCAGCUCAAUUGUCAGUAACGGAAGAACGUCAUCUUGCCAUAUUGACUGAACUACCCUUUGUCGUUCCAUUUGAAGAAAGAGUAAAGAUCUUCCAAAGAUUGAUCUUUGCUGAUAAGCAGGAAGUUCAAGGGGAUGGGCCAUUUUUAGACGGGAUCAAUGUCACAAUUCGACGUAAUUAUAUCUAUGAAGAUGCAUACGACAAGUUGUCACCAGAAAACGAAUCUGACCUGAGAAAGCGAAUACGCGUUCACUUAUUAAAUGCGCAUGGUUUGGAUGAAGCUGGAAUUGACGGUGGAGGAAUAUUCAGAGAGUUUCUUAAUGAACUGCUGAAGACUGGGUUUAACCCAAACCAGGGAUUUUUCAAAACAACAAAUGAAGGGCUACUGUAUCCGAAUCCUGCAGCUAAAAUGCUGGUUGGGGAUCACUUCACCAGGCAUUACUAUUUUCUCGGAAGAAUGUUAGGAAAGGCCCUAUACGAAAACAUGUUGGUAGAGCUUCCUUUUGCCAGUUUCUUUCUGUCAAAACUCUUGGGCACCAGUGCAGAUGUUGACAUCCAUCACCUUGCCUCACUGGAUCCUGAAAUGUACAAAAACCUGCUCUUUCUGAAGAGCUAUGAAGGUGACGUCGAAGAACUUGGUCUCAAUUUUACUGUGGUAAACAAUGAACUUGGGGAGGCACAGGUGGUGGAACUGAAACUAGGUGGAAAGGAUAUUCCUGUGAACAGUGCCAACAGGAUAGCUUACAUCCAUCUCGUUGCUGACUACAGGCUUAACAAGCAGAUUCGACCACACUGCCUUGCAUUCAGACAGGGUGUGGCAAAUGUUGUGAACUUGGAGUGGCUGAGGAUGUUUGACCAACAAGAGCUUCAGGUUUUGAUAUCUGGAGCGCAAAUACCAAUCGACUUGGAGGACCUGAAAAAUUUCACCAACUAUUCAGGUGGCUACACAGCAGACCAUGCAGUUAUUAAAAUAUUCUGGAAUGUAGUCGAAAAUUUCACAAAUGAUGAAAAGCGAAAACUACUGAAGUUUGUCACAAGUUGCUCCCGACCACCGUUGCUGGGAUUCAAGGAAUUAUAUCCAGCUUUUUGUAUACACAAUGGAGGGACGGAUCUGGAGCGUUUACCAACCGCCAGUACUUGCAUGAACCUUCUGAAACUUCCAGAAUUUUAUGAUGAAAGUCUUAUGAGGAGUAAAUUACUUUACGCAAUUGAAUCAGCAGCAGGCUUUGAGCUAAGUUGAAGUGAAAAUGGGACACCGAAGAUUGAGAAUGAUGGAUGGUGCUUACACGUACCAACAAUCAAAGUUCUCACAACGGGGACAGAUUGAAUUGUGCAGAAUCAAGGGGGUUUUAAUGAAGUGAACUGCAAAGAUGAGGCUUCUUCUAAUCAUAUAUUUGUAGCUCAGAUGGAUGUAUGAUCAUAUGGGUAUAUUGGGAGCUUUUACUGUUAAGAUUGUGGCUAUAUUCUGGGCAAGUGGCCUGUAAGAUGUGAUGAUCAAAUUAUCACUUGGCGUUAACAGUAAAACAGCCUGUGUUGUGGCGUUAACCAAAGAUUCAGCCAAUGUUAUGUGUUAGUCAAAACAGGCAAUAAAGCAAGCCAUAAUAAUGGAAGAUAUUUGCAUUUAAAGGAGGCCUGCAUUCAUCAGAAGCCUAUUUUCAUAAGGCAAUAUGUGGCUAAUGUUUUUUUAAACUUCAUACUGGUUACUUGCAUUUAAUAUCAUGGUUAGGUGGGAGCACAUAAACCAUGUAAUACUGCUGCAUUUUACUUUUUUUAAACAAGUUGCACAUUUCUUACAAUCUGUUUUAAAUCACAAUUAUGUCCCAAUAUGGAACCCAAUAAAGCAUAGUUGCAAUUUACAGCCUAGAUUAAAAUUGUAUGGCGUGACAUUAUAUUAAUUAUAUGGCCCUUCUGCAUAACUGUGGUGAGAGUUCUGAAUAAAAAGCAUUAAGUGGAUGAGAUAUUAUGUGGAUAGGAGAUUACUUGAUUGCAAUAGAAUUCAGCUUGCUCAUACAAAUAGUUCCAUUAGGCCAUGGUAAAUGUGUUUGAGACAGAAUUUAGUCAGCAGUUUCUGUAAACAGAGAUGUGAAUACAUGUUUUAUCUGCAUCUGUGAAUACUAUUGUUUUUGUUCUGUAUAUGUACAGUUUUCUGUUGUGUAUUAAACUUCUGUGCUAUCAGAAUGGUCCUUACUGUUAAGAGUUAUAACUUUAACAAGUAUUAAACAAAAUUUGAAUAAU
Leucoraja erinaceus (little skate) is the source of this 4412-nucleotide messenger RNA. RefSeq names its product ubiquitin protein ligase E3C (gene ube3c). Gene Ontology annotation, biological process: ubiquitin-dependent protein catabolic process; protein polyubiquitination. The record is from RefSeq and is a predicted model, not a curated record. Gene Ontology annotation, molecular function: protein binding; ubiquitin protein ligase activity. The coding region runs from base 139 to 3417 and encodes 1092 amino acids. NCBI's taxonomy places the organism in Eukaryota, Metazoa, Chordata, Chondrichthyes, Rajiformes, Rajidae. The transcript is spliced from 24 exons.